AUGAGCCGACUCAUUUGCCUACUUUUGACUAUUGGUUGCUGCGUUGCCCAGGUCACCGACAAGCAGACGAUCAGUAUGAAUCCAAACCAAGGACAAAUUAAACUGAACAUCGUUUUUCAAACCCCAAAGGAUCAAAGCCCUGUUGUCGGUUCUAAUAACAUUGGAUGCUCCAGUGGAAAAUGCCAGCUCGAUCCGGUCAUCACUUCGGCUACCCCGAUCCCAGUCCCAAUCACAACUACACCAUAUCCAGUGAUUGUAAAGACGAUCCCCGCUGUUCAGAAGCAGCAACCUCAACCAAUCUACAAGGUGAUCCGAAUGCCAUCAUCGAACCGAUGCUUCUCCCCGCCAUGCUAUCCAUCAUACUCGGCUCCGCGAGUUGUCGUCGUCCCAUCCGCAUCGCCAUGCGGAAACCAACCGUGUCGUCAGUUUUUCUACAAUCAGCCUCGCCGAAUUUUCGUCGCCCGAAAUGGCAACUUCAACAAUAACAAUAAUAACAAUGCGAUGGCAGUUCCUGACGCGAUCUUCAAGGAUGGUCGUUCGUUCCGUGCCCCAAUCCGUGUUCCAACCAAAUACAUCGACGGAAACCCAAUCUUUGAUAUUGGAAAGUAA
Molecule: messenger RNA, 609 nt
Organism: Caenorhabditis bovis
Lineage: Eukaryota; Metazoa; Nematoda; Chromadorea; Rhabditida; Rhabditidae
Source: the annotation of a GenBank genome assembly